CACAGAAGGGACAAAAAUAAGAACCUCAAGAAUAGCCACCACCACUCUCUAUUGAAGAGGUUUUAGAGAGGUUUCCCUUUGUCCAUCUUCUUCCUCAUCUUCUCCAUCUUCUUCACUCUGUUAUGCAUACUCACCCAUAAAAACUGGCUUCUACAGCUUCAGUAGCCAUGACUCAAAGAGCUCAAUUUCAGUACCAAAACUGGCCACCAAAACCUCCAAAAAUCAACAGAACUCAACAUCCCCAUAAAAAUCUCCACUUCCUUUCGAUUCCCACUUCUCAUUCUCUAUCUAACAAUUCACUCUCUUCCUCUUCUUUCCCUCUAAUCACCAAAUUCCCCAGAAAUUUACUUCCUUUUCACCCUUUACAUGACGCCACUGAAGAACAUCUCAUUCUAGAAAACCCUAUUAAAAAGCUUGAAUCUUUGAUUAAUUUAGAGUUACCCACUAACCACAAUCAUCAAAUUUUGCAUCAGGAAUCACCUAAAAGAGUUUUUAUCGAAGACCCACCUUGGAUUUCAGCUCUUUUUUUCAAGAGUCUUUAUAAAGUAGCUAAUAAAGAAGUGAAAUUGGAGUUCAAAGAUAUUGAGAAAAAGAAGUAUAAUUUGUUGCGGAGGCGGCAAAUUAGAGAAGAGACUGAGGCAUGGGAGGGAAUGGUGGAGGAAUAUAAAGGUCUAGUGAAGGAAAUGUGUGAGAGGAAGUUGGCUCCUAAUUUGCCUUAUGUUAAAAGCUUGUUUUUGGGUUGGUUUGAGCCGUUGAAAGAAGCUAUAGAAGGGGAGCAGAAUUUUCAGAGGUCAAAGAAGCAGAAGGCUGCAUUUGCCCCUCAUAUUGAGCUGUUGCCAGCUGAUAAAAUGGCUGUGAUUGUUAUGCAUAAGAUGAUGGGGCUGAUGAUGAUUGGCCAUGAAGAUGGGUGCGUGCCCGUCGUCCAGGUUGCGGUGCAAAUUGGCAUGGCUAUAGAGCAGGAGGUAAGAAUUCACAGUUUCUUGGAAAAAACCAAGAAUUUCCAGAGGAAGACUGCGACAUGCGAUGCUCAAGAAAAUCUGGGAAAGGAGAAGGAGAUACUCAGAAAACGUGUUAAUUGUUUGAUUAAAAGAAAGAGGCUGUCCGAUGUGCAAAAGCUGGUGAAAAAUGAAGAAAUGAAACCUUGGGGUCGAGAUAAGCAGGCUAAGCUGGGAUGUCGCCUGAUAGAACUAUUAACUGAAACAGCUUUUGUGCAACCUCCAGUUAACCAAUCAGCAGAUGUUCCACCAGAUGUUCGACCGGCAUUUAGGCACAAAUUUAAGAUUGUAAAAAAUAGUCCAGGGCAGAAAAUGGUGAAGAAGUAUGGAGUUAUAGAAUGUGAUUCCCUGAUCCUCAAGGGGAUGGAUGGAUCUGCUAAGCAUAUGUUGAUUCCUUAUUUUCCUAUGCUGGUACCUCCAAAAAAGUGGAGAGGGUACGACAAGGGUGGGCACUUCUUCCUGCCUUCAUACAUCAUGCGUACUCAUGGUUCUAGGAAGCAACAGGAUGCGCUUAAGAGUAUUCCUGCAAACAAUAUGCAGAAAGUAUAUGAGGCCUUGGACACACUUGGGAACACUAAAUGGAGGGUCAACAGAAGAGUCCUUGAUGCUGUGGAGACUAUAUGGGCAAGGGGCGGCAACAUUGCAGGCUUAGUUGACCGAGAAGAUAUCCCAAUACCAGAGAAACCACUAUCCGAGGAUUUAACAGAACUUCAAAGCUGGAGAUGGAAUGUGAGGAAGGCAAAGAAGACAAAUCGCGAGCGACAUUCUCAACGAUGCGACACUGAACUUAAGCUUUCUGUGGCUCGAAAACUGAAAAAUGAGGAGGGAUUUUAUUAUCCUCACAAUCUUGAUUUUCGAGGACGUGCAUAUCCAAUGCAUCCACAUUUGACUCAUCUAAGCUCUGAUUUGUGUCGAGGAAUUCUUGAAUUUGCAGGAGGACGACCGUUAGGGAAAUCUGGGUUACGGUGGCUGAAGAUACAUUUGGCAAACCUGUAUUCAGGAGGAGUUGAAAAACUGUCUCAUGAUGGGCGCCUAGCAUUUGUGGAAAAUCAUUUGGCUGACAUAUUUGAUUCCGCUGAAAACCCUGUCAAUGGAAACCGCUGGUGGUUAACAGCCGAGGAUCCUUUCCAGUGCUUAGCUGCUUGUAUUAAUCUUUCAGAAGCCUUAAAGAGCCCAUCACCACACACUGUCAUCUCUCACCUGCCAAUCCAUCAGGAUGGAUCAUGCAAUGGCUUACAGCACUAUGCAGCCCUGGGAAGAAACAGUCCGGAAGCAGCAGCAGUUAACUUAGUUGCCGGAGAGAAGCCAGCUGAUGUUUAUACAGAAAUUGCUGCCAGGGUCCAUGAAUUAAUAGAAGCAGACAGCAAAAAGGAUCCCGCUACAAAUAAAAAUGCUUUAUUAGCCAAGCUUUUAAUCGAUCAGGUGGAUAGGAAACUGGUUAAACAAACAGUGAUGACUUCAGUAUAUGGUGUUACUUACGUUGGGGCACGUGAACAAAUAAAAAGAAGAUUAGAGGAGAAAGGCCAAAUUACCGAUGACAGAUUGCUUUUCAGUGCAGCUUGUUAUACUGCUAAGGUGACAUUGACUGCCUUGGGAGAAUUAUUUCAAGCUGCACGUGAUAUAAUGAGUUGGCUAGGUGAUUGUGCAAAGGUUAUUUCUUCAGAAGAUCAACCCGUGAGGUGGACAACUCCCUUAGGUCUUCCUGUUUUGCAGCCCUAUUAUAAGACUGAAAGGCACCUUAUAAGAACUUCACUUCAGGUUUUAGCCCUGCAACGGGAGGGUAACUCAGUAGAGGUCAGAAAACAGAGGACUGCGUUCCCACCAAAUUUUGUGCAUUCCCUUGAUGGUACACACAUGAUGAUGACUGCCGUGGCUUGUCGGGAUGCUGAUCUGCGAUUUGCAGGUGUGCAUGACUCUUUCUGGACACAUGCCUGUGAUGUAGAUCUGAUGAAUCAAAUCCUCAGGGAAAAGUUUGUGGAUCUUUAUAGCAUGCCAAUACUUGAGAAUUUGCUUGAGGAAUUCCAGACAUCAUAUCCAGCGCUGAAGUUUCCACCUCUUCCAGAGAGAGGCAAUUUUGAUUUGCAAGAAGUUCUUAAAUCUCCAUAUUUCUUCAACUGAUUCUUCAAGCAGACCUGCCAUGCGUGCUAAUGCUUCUAAUUUCAGCUCAGGAACACCUAGAAUUUUACAGGUUUUCUGUCCAGAGUUGAGCCGAAGUUUUUUUCAAACGGGGGUUGAGCUGAAGUUAGAAAUGCUAAACAGAAGCCUCAUUUGGCUUGCUGGUCCCAAAAUCCUGAAAGAUUAUGAAGAGAUUACCUUGCGGACCGCCUGUACAAUCGUAAGUAACUAGAUGAAAGCAGUAAAGACUGCAAAUCGGCUCGGGUUGCUUUAUAAUAUAUCCUCGAACAUUCGGGGUGAGGUUUUUGGAGACUAACCAGAAAUAAUAGAAAUCGUAGAUCGGCCUGCGGUGAAGAUGACACAUAGAACAUUUGCCUCAUGGAAGCUAAUCACAAUCAGGUGAUGUAAUCUUUUCAGUUGAUGUACUAUGUGUUCUGUACAUAUUUUAUCAGCAUAGGAAGAAAAUAAUCCAUUAUUUACUAGUAGUAGGAAAAUGCUAACUUUAAUAUUUGUAUGGGAAAUGACAAAUACUGCAACAGUUUUGCUAUUAAUUCAAGAGAGGAUAUUUGAAA
Messenger RNA from Mercurialis annua (annual mercury), 3682 nucleotides. Its product is annotated as DNA-directed RNA polymerase 3, chloroplastic. The record is from RefSeq and is a predicted model, not a curated record. The coding region runs from base 168 to 3113 and encodes 981 amino acids. The transcript is spliced from 19 exons. Gene Ontology annotation, cellular component: mitochondrial DNA-directed RNA polymerase complex. NCBI's taxonomy places the organism in Eukaryota, Viridiplantae, Streptophyta, Magnoliopsida, Malpighiales, Euphorbiaceae. Gene Ontology annotation, molecular function: DNA-directed RNA polymerase activity; DNA binding. Gene Ontology annotation, biological process: mitochondrial transcription.